GGAUGCUCCAGACAUGGGGGUGGGAGCCGGUUCUGGACCAGCUGUCUGCAAGCUGAGUUGAGGAAGCAGCAGGGUGUGGUGGGAGGAAUUAAUAACAGCAAGGGUUCUGUCUUUGGUGGCUGUCACCAGGGCGGCAGACGGCAUCUGCUGUCUGGUCACAAACCGAGGAGGGCCUGUCACCUCUGGCGCAUCCCUGUAAAGAUGGGGAGAGAGCCAGGGAACCCCAAAUCCACCGCUUGCGAGCAUCAGCCAGCGAAGCCGGGUGCACCGAGAGGCUUUGCCGUGCCAGUGGGUGUCAGUUUGGGUGGGUUGGUCCUACCCGUCUUUCUCCUUCGCUCACCCAAGCAGGGAUGCCGGCGAUGCACUCGCGUUAUCGCCGUGAUUCAGCACAGCCUGAGUUUAUCGGAGCUGGCACAGGGCUGAGCUCGGUGGGAAUUACCGAAUCCCUUAUUACCAAGGCAUCGCUGGAUAAAUUACCGGCUCACUUUGUUUACUUCUCAACUAAUCAGCUUUGUGCCCAUACCUUGGGCUUUAGCGCACCCAGAGCUCCCCGAGUUAGCGCAGCGCAACUCCAGCCCUGUUCACAAAAUCAAAACAGAUGGGUGCUUUGUUUUUCCUUCUUGAGGGGAAGGCUACUGAUUGAAAAGCCCUAUUACAAUGCAAAUACCGGGGUGGCGUGAAUAUUCAAACCACUGCGCUGCUUUUGAAGCUCUUUACAUAAAUUUCUAGCGCUUUAUAUGUCAUCGCUGCUUGGCUAAUCCGGAGUGGAGCUUGGUUAACAGCAUCUCUUUUUUUUUUCUCUGCCAACUUUGGAGGGGUUGGCUGUGUUUUGGGGAGCACAACACGAGGUGGCAUUGAGGUGCAAAGCAGCCAGUGAAAAUUAUGACCGUGCUCAAUGGGGAGGAGGAACCGCCAGCUGUAGGGUUGACUCUGGUGGUGACCCUUGAAGAGCCAGGCGUGCUGUCAAAUGAUUUACAGAUAUUUGGGUGCCUCAUUGUCCUUUGGUGGUAUUUUUUUCCCUUCUCUUCAGUUUCUUGGUGGGACCUUUUUUGGUGCUGCUGCUCCCCAGGAGGAGAGGAGGUGUUGCGGAUUGGGUUGAGCUCGAAUCACCCUACCUUGGGGGUUUGGGGUGUAGGCAGGGACUCACUGCAGCUUAGCCGCUGCUGCAACGGAGGAGAUGGUUCGUUAGGGAAAGGAGAUAAUGAGUUAGAGGAGACAACCCCAGCUCCAGAUUUCCAGCUAAGGGCUCAAGGGGCUGGUUUUGGUGGCUGCUGGGCAUCUCGUCAUAAACCCUGCAUUAAAAACCAGGGUCCUGGUGGGUUUUGCCAGCUGUUUGCAUUGUCCCAGUUGUCCCAAGCACAGAGGGAAGGGCAAGUGGCUUUCAACCUAUCCAUGUGUGGCUUCGCUCUUCAAUGUGGGGCGGAUGCUACAGGACGGUUAUGUCUUGGGUGCAUGUGUUUUGGAGGUGGCCAAGUGAUGAUGCUCCAUUGGGUGCUUAGAUGCUGCUAAUUGUCAGGCCCUCGUUUCAGUGGAGGCAAUCGAGGGUAGUGCCGAAAGCAGCAUUUUCCUUGCCGUCCCUUGAUGGAGGUGACGUGCUUGAGGUCACCACUGCCUUCUGCAGAGGGCUAGUUGGGGUGGAGGGAGUGGAGCCCAGGAGAGGAGUGGUUGACGAUGCAGCCCAUGGAGGCGUCUGGGCAGAGCAUCCCUUAAAUCUCCCUAUAAUUCUCCUCUGUGCAGCACCAAACGUGCCGUUCGCCUUAACGCUAUUUUGUCCAAUACAAGGCGCUGUGCUAAAUGUAAUGUUUUUACUUGAUGGGGCUAUUGAUUGACCAGGUAAUCUGCGUCUUUGUUAGCUGGAAGCGAAAGCUUGGAGGUUAAUAUUGAUUCCAGGCACUUUAAUAUGGGAAGCGGUAAUUACAGUUUAAGCCUAUAUUGUCCGAGUUAAAUUUGGCUGAGAAUUUACUCCUAUCAAACCUCCACAUUGUGCGCUGUGAAGGUUAUCUGGGUCUCAGGAUGGGGGUGGAUCUAAAGGAAGGAAAGAAAUACAGUGAAAACUUCCUCUUGUCAUCAUCCCUGAGCGCUUUGCUUCCCGGGACUUGUCAUAGGGCGAAGAGAAAUAAAGACUAAUGUGGUUAUGACUCCAAGCAGUUCUCUUGAACCUGCUGCUUUUUGCUCAUGCUGGUCAUUUAGGGGGACUUAACACUGCACAGAAGGCCAGCUAUAAAUCUGAACAAAGUGAUGCUCUUGUAGGGAGCGGCCCCUUUUCCCCUCGUAAGGGAGUGGGAGCCCCAGCUCAGCUGCCGCUCGCCCGCUCCCAUUAUCCUGCUGGCUCCAGGCUGCCCUCCUGCAUCUCAGCUGCCGGUCCAUCUGGAGCAGAGAUGAAAGGCUGGGGUUUAACUCAGGCUUUGUGUGCCUCUUGUAUUGCCCCUCUCCUCUUUUAGCCCUUUCUCUGCUUCCAGCCCCAUCCCCGCAGCUCCGGCACGCGGGUGCCGAGGGGUGGCUUUGCACGCCGGGGCUCUGAUGCCGCUGACCUCAUUAUUCUGACUGCUGGGUGAUGCCAGGCAGCCUCGUGAGCUCAUCAGGUAGGAGGGUUAGGUUAUUUUUCCACUCAAAGCACUGCUGAAUAAUUCAGCCGGGAGUAGGCAUCUUGGGUCACCUUGCAGAGCCGGCUGCGUGUCAGAGCCAGCUUCCUAAGAUGGAGGUUGUGCAGGAUGCGUGCAGGAUCUCCUCGCUGCCAGCAGCUCGCUGUUAUUGACUGACUGCAGGUGAGCGUGGCAGGCUAUGGGAUGGAUGAAGCUGAGCAGGACCAGUAUGAAGCUCGCCUCAAGGAGCUCUUUGACAGCUUCGACAGCACGGGCACGGGGUCCCUGGGGCAGGAGGAGCUCACCGACCUGUGCCACAUGCUGCACCUGGAGGAGGUGGCCCCAGCGCUGCAGCAGACCCUUCUCCAAGGCAACCUUCUAGGCAGGGUCCACUUUGAUCAGUUUAAAGAAGCACUUAUCCUCAUCUUAUCCAGAACCUUGUCGAAUGAAGAGGACUUCCAAGAACCAGAUUCAUCCCUGGAAGCCCAGCCCAAGUACAUCAAAGGAGGCAAACGCUACGGCCGGAGGUCACUGCCGGAGUUCCAGGAGUCAGUAGAGGACUUUGCUGAGGUGACUGUCAUCGAGCCGCUGAGUGAGGAAGAGCAUCCCCCACGCAUCGCCUCCAGCGGCUGCGAGGAGCACUGGAAGACGCGAGACAGCGAGGAGUACGAGGCCGAGGGGCAGCUGCGCUUUUGGAAUCCCGAUGACCUGAAUGCCUCCACUGGAGCAUCACUGCCCACCCCAGAAUGGAUAGAGGACAAACUGCAAGAGGUUUGCGAGCACCUCGGCAUCACCAGGGAUGGCCACCUGAACCGCAAAAAACUCAUCUCCAUUUGUGAGCAGUACGGGCUCCAAACGGCAUCCGGGGAGGUGCUCGAAGAGGUGCUUCAUAACCUGGAGCAGGAUGGCACCAUGAGUAUAGAGGACUUCUUCUAUGGCUUGUUUAGAAACGGAAAGCCGCUGACACCUUCAGCAUCGACUCCGUACAGGCAGCUGAAACGCCACCUCUCCAUGCAGUCCUUUGAUGAGAGCGGGAGGCGCACAACCACCCCCUCGGCCAUGCCCAGCACCGUCGGCUUCUGCCUCUUCUCCUGCCUGGACGAUGGGAUGGGCUACGGCUGCGUGGAGGGCGUCCUCGACUGCUGGCACCAGGAGGGCAUAGAGAACAGCCAGGAGAUCCUGAAGGCUUUGGAUUUCAGCUUGGAUGAGAAGGUGAACCUGACAGAGCUGACGCUGGCGCUGGAAAAUGAGCUUUUAAUAACGAAGAAUGGAAUCCACCAGGCAGCCCUGGCGAGCUUCAAAACGGAGAUCAGGCACUUGCUGGAGCGGGUUGACCAAGUGGCCAGAGAGAAAGAAAAGCUGCGUUCAGACUUGGAAAAAGCCGAAAAGCUCAAAUCCCUGAUGGCGUCUGAAGUGGAUGACCACCACACUGCCAUUGAGCGCCGGAACGAGUACAACCUCAGGAAGCUGGAUGAGGAGUACAAGGAACGAAUUGCAGCUUUAAAGAACGAGCUCCGGAAAGAGCGGGAGCAAAUCCUGCAGCAGGCUAAUAAACAACGGCUGGAGCUGGAGCAGGAGAUAGAAAAGCUGAAAACCGAUGAGAACUACAUCCGGGACCGCCUCGCCCUUUCCCUGAAGGAAAACAGCCGCCUGGAGAGCGAGCUAUUGGAAACGGGAGAAAAACUGGCCGAGUAUGAAAGUUUGGCAAGCAAACUGCAGAGGAACUUGGAAAACGUCCUGGCUGAGAAGUUUGGUGACCUGGAUCCCAGCAGCGCAGAGUUCUUCCUGCAGGAGGAGAGGCUGGCGCAGAUGAGAAGCGAGUACGAGCAGCAGUGCAGAGAGCUGCAAGACCAAAUAGACGAGCUGCACUCGGAGCUGGAGGAGUACCGUGCCCAAGGCAAAAUGCUCAGGCCUUCGCUGAAAAACUCGCUGUCAGAAGAGUUCGACAUCGACAUGAAAAGCCAUGGCAACAGCGGUAUUGAGCCUGACCAAGGACUUGGUUCAGAAGAUUGCAACCCACUAAAUAUGAGCAUAGAGGCAGAAAUGGCUAUUGAACAAAUGAAGGAGCAACAUCACAGGGACCUACAUCACCUCAAACAGGAGCUUGAAGACACAGUGAGCCAUUACGAGAAGCAGCUGGAUGAGACAAAAAUCCACUGCGAGAAAGAGCAAGAGGACAUGAGAAAGAAGUAUACUGAAGAGCUGCAUGCCAUGGAAAAGCAAAUAACUGGCCUUAAAAAUCAAAUUGCAGAGCUGCAAGGAGAGGCAGCUGUGCUCAGAGAACAGCAGGAAAAGCUUGACUGUAAAUAUAAUGAUGAGAAAAGCAAAUUACAAAUGCAUUUUGAAGAGGAAAAAGCCAAUCUGCAAGAACUAUUGAGGCAGGAGCAUGAAGAUGAUGUUAGAGCCAGACUGGAGCAGGUGAACGAGAAGUUUAGUCAAGAAAGGGAAGAACUGAUUCAAAAUGGGGUCUGGGUGGAAGAGAAGAUGAGAGUUUUAGUGGAGACACUUCAGGAGGAGAAAGGAGAGCUGGAACGUGGCUUUCGUGAGCAGCUGAAAAGGAUGGCAGAGGUCCACGCCUCGGAGAAGGAAGAGCUCCAACAAGAACUGCUGAGGAAGCACAAGCAGGACCUGGAGGAGGAAAGGAAAAAAAUGGAAAAUGACUAUAACAGAAGAACAUCUCAUGCAGAAACUCAGUUUUCUGUCGACACACAAACACUCAUGAAUAAAUAUGAAGAAAGAAUCCAAAAUCUGGAAGGCCGUUACCAGCGAGAGUUGUGUGAACUUGCUGAGCAGCAAAGAGAGGAGAAAUCUCAGUGGGAGUUUGAAAAGGAUGAAAUUGCUCAGGAGGUCGCUGAAGCUCAUGAGCAACUGAAGGCAAGUCUGGCAAAGGAAAAGGCCAUUUCUUCUGCCCUGAACCAGGAGAAAGAUCUCCUGGAGAAAAACUUCAAGGAGGAGGUGAACAAGCUUGUGUGUGAGAGAGAGCAGCUUCAGAAGGAGCUGCGAGACCUGAGGAAUGCUGCUGAGAAGCAAGAGAAAAAGCUGAAUGAUCAAAUGGCGCAGCUCCAAAAUGACCACGCAAAAGAGCUCAAGAAGAAAGAAGAGCGUCUAUCUGUGGUGGAAGAAAAUGGGAACCUGGUUAGGCAGAAGCUGGAGAGGCUUGACAGUGAAUAUAAGCAAGAGAAAGAACUCCUCAAUUCCAAACUUCUCGCUUUGGAGCGUUUAAACAAAGAUAUCUGUGUAAGGGCAGAAUCGGAAAAGGCUGAGAUGAGUUUGGAAAUCUCAAACCUUCAAGAGAAAAUACAGAAACUGCAGUGGGAGAGCCAUAGUUUUUCCGCACUACAAAAUCAUUACAGGGUCCUAGAAAAUGAAUAUGCAAAAGCAAAGAGCAAAAUUGCCGCUUUCUCUGGUACAGUGCCUCUGGGAGAUGAGAAGGAUGUCCUCUUAAGCCUGCAGAAAGUGCACGAGCAAGCUGUGAAGGAGAAUGUCAGGAUGGCUGCCGAGAUCGUCAGGCUGCAGCACCGGUUGCGAGCUGCGACGUGGGAACCUGUGCAACCUCCCAGUCCUGGCUGCUCCGAGCCCAGCUCAGCACGAUCUCAGCUGUCAGAUGGAAUAGAUCCCAUUUUGGAAGGGUUUCCCACUGACUGUAAAGAUGUAGACGAGGAAACGGAUCCAUCUGUGCUGCCGCUUUCGGAGGCUGAUACUACAGACCUGGAAGAAAUGACAGAGGUUGAUUCAGACGUGGAGGAAGCAUACGUUAAAGCCAGAGCAGGUGGUCGUGCCCCCAAGGCGCAGGUAUGUCGGGUGCAAGGCAGUAAAGCAGCGCUGGAAGCUGACGGCCAUCAGGAUUGUGACAAGACUCAAGAGCUGCUUUCUCAAGUGCCUCUGCUGCAAAGAAUGAGAGAUCUCGAGAAAGAUCUCGACAGAGCGCCCAGACCAAAAAUGCUACACAAUGAUAUUAAACAGCAGAAGGUUCAUCUGCUAAAUCACAGAGUCACUCCUCCAAAUAAAGGGGUUAUUUCGGAUGCUUUGAAGCUGCAAGGUGAGCCUGAGAGGGCUGAAGAGCUGAGUGAACCUGCUCCUGGGUCAACAAAUGGUGGCCUGAAAAGAGUCAUAGCUCAGCUUUGGAAAAGAGUCGAGGAGUUAGAAGACAAAUCAACAGCACAGGCUAAACUUCUGUCACUGCAGGAACAACUUCAGGCAGAAAAUGAGGAUCUGAAAUCAGAAAUGAUAAAGUUAGUUGAAAAAAAUAAAGUGCUAGAAGACAACCUGCAUAAGCUGAGGGGCCUUCAUGGCAAGAGAGAAGAAAGUAAACUGGGAAGUGUUAAGCUCAGAGAGGAAAACACACAGCUCCUCCAAAAAGUUAAAGAAUUGGAAGAUGUCCAAGAAGAAGAUUCACAAGGCGAUGUAGGUGCGCACAGCGACAAGUUAAGACUGCAAUGCCAGCUUGGAAAGCUGGAAGAAUCGGCCACUGCAUUUACAGUUCUGCAAGAUAAACAUGGCCAAAGUGACAGCACGGUGGAAGAGAUGUUGUUGGAAAAGAGGGAUCUGCAAGAGCCCACCAGGAAGCUGAAGGAGAAAGCUGCUGCUCUGGGUAACCCAAACAACACAAGUUUCCAGGAGGAGAGAAAGGAGAGGAAUGCAGUGACGCUCGGCUUACAGAGCACAUGCACUGAGCUGCAGCAAAAAGUCGAUCUUCUGAGAUGUGAAGCUGAGAAGCUCAGAGAGGAAAAUGCUGUGCUGAAAAAUGAAGUGACUCUCUUAAACGAGGAAGGUAGCGCUUCCAGCCUGAAACUGAGGGAGCUAAAUGGAUCCCGAGAAGAAAUGCGGCAAAAGAUUGAGGCUGUGAGAAAGGAGAAAGUGGCUGUUCAGAAGAUGGUCGACAACCUGAAAAAGCAGGUGGCAGAUCUGAAGACCAGAAACCAGCAGCUGAACUCUGAAAAUACAGAGCUUAGCCAGAGGAACUCCAAAAACCAAGCAGAUGUGCAAGACCUUAAUCAACAGCUGGCAAGGGUGCUCAGGCAAAAGGAAAGGGAAGCAGGAAAGUGUACCCUGGAAGAAUGGGAAAAGGAGAGGCUGGUGCUGAAAGAGGAACUGGAAAACACCAAAGUAAAGUCAUCAAAUAUGGUGUCUUCCUUGGAGAUGGAGCUGUCAAAAAUGAAGGUUCAAGCUCAUCUACUGGAACAGGAGAACCACAUCCUCAAGCAGGAACUCGAGAAGACAAAACAGCUGCCCAGAUGUCCUGAUCUCUCUGACCUCCAAAACGAAGUUUCGAGCUUAAUUACUAAAAAUGAAAAGCUGCAGAAGGAAAAAGAAGCCCUGAGUGAGGAAUUAAACAGGUGUAUUGAUAAGGUAGCUAAAGUAAGCUGCUUAGAGAAUGCGCUUGGCAGCUUGAAGCAGGAACAGAAGUCCUGGGAGCAGCAGAGUCAGGCACUGAAAACACAGCUCGCCGUUGCACAAGAAAAGGUUCAGAGUCUGGAUGAAACGCUGCAAAACACCAACCUUCAAAUGUCCCGACUAAAAUCAGACCUACGGUUGACACAACAGGAGAAGGAAACUCUUAAACAAGAAGUGGUGUCUUUACACAAGCAACUGCAGAAUGCAAAUGAAAAGAACCGGGUUCUAGAACGGGCUGUGCCUUCCUCAGGGCUGCAGGACCCCCAGAGACAACUGCACUGGGAUGAACUGGACCAGCUGAUGAAACAGGAGCAGCAGCUGCUCAGGCAGGAGACGGAGAGGCUGCGGAGGGAAGCGCAGAGCACGAAGACAGACCUGACUCACGCCAGGGAGAAGAUCCGACAGCUGGAAUCUACUGUCCUUUCCUUAAAGCACCAAAAACAUCAAAGCCAGUCGGGUAUCGUCAAAGCCAUAGAGCAAGAGAAAUUAAGCUUGAAGAGAGAGUGUGAACAGCUUCAGAAGGAAUUGUCGUCUGCAAACAGGAAGAUCAGCCAGAUGAAUUCUCUGGAACGUGAACUGGAAACCAGCUCAGAAAAUGAAGGGCUAAGGAAAAAGCAGGUCAAACUGGAUGACCAGUUAAUGGAGAUGCUCCACUCCAGCGCCAGCGUGAUGCUUAGCCAAACACCGCACUCCCGGGAGCUCCAGCAGCAAGGCUGUGCUGUGGUGCCCAAGGAACAGUUCCUGCAGCUCCAACACCAGCUGCUACAGGCAGAGAGGAGGAGUCAACGUCUUCAGGAAGAACUCGAAAGCAGACCCUCUGAAACAAACAUGCCACAGGGGGGUCAUGAGCAGCUGCUAAAAAUGAUGGAAGAACGUAUGAUGGAUGUGGAACAGAAACUAAGGCUUGUGAAGAGGCUUCUCCAAGAUAAAGUAAAUCAGCUGAAAGAACAACUUUCCAGGAACACUAAAGCAGACGCAAUGGUGAAGGACCUCUAUGUAGAGAAUGCACAACUGCUGAAGGCUUUGGAGAUGGCAGAGCACCAGCAGAAAACUGCUGAAAGGAAAAACUAUUUACUGGAGGAAAAAAUUGCCAACCUCAAUAGGAUAGUAAAGAACCUGGCAUCCCCGUCGUUUAAUUCAGCAUCCGAGAUCAGGUCAUAGCAAAGCCAUGACGUAUGCCACAGCCCCGUGCACUUUAAAAUGUUAAUAUUUCAGCUUUUCACUGUGUUGCCUUUUUGUAUCAUUCAUUUUUAGCUAACAGAUGCCUCCCAGGAGAGGACAGAGCUAAAUCCCAAACCGGAGACUGCCAAAAGAGAACUUUUAUUUACUCCCAGACUGUUUUUCUGCUAAGUUUUGCCUAAAUGUAAUUUUCACUGUGUAAAAACAGAUAUAUGUUUUUCUCAGUUAACUUAUUUUGAUACUUCGGUUUUAAUUUAAAGUAUAAAUUCUGAAUUUGCUGUACUGAAUCAAGUAUUCCUGUCUAGAUCGAAGCCAAGGUCUAAUGAAAACUUACACUGCUGACUUUAAAAUAUAUUUGGCUUUCUGGAAUACUUCAUGGGCCAAACCUGGUGAUAUCGGUAGGUCAGUCUAAAACACUGUCGGUGUAAUUGCUAUGGCAAGCAAGACUUUCCUGAUGGGAUCUGUGUCCUGCAAACUGAUUUCUGUAAAACAAUUUGCUCCACCAUUAGGUUUCUGAGAGGUUCUUCACGGCUGUUUUCUGCAGAGCUUAGAAAAAAGUAAGUUUUCUUAAAGAUAUCUGAGUAGAUUACUGCCUCCAACUAAGCGUAACAGGGUUUCAGCUGAAGACAUUGCCCAGCUGGCAAAUAAAGACUACUAAUGUUUUGGGUUUUCUUAAAGCUGUGCUGCCAGACAAGUUAAAAAUUGUUGAGAUCUUAAUUUUUUUCCUAUCUGGAAACAAGUCCGAAUCCUUAUUAAGUUACAGUAAAGAAAGGAAGAGUCACUAAACAGAAGUGAAGAUGCUGUUUUGUUUAUGUCCUUUUUACAUUCAAUAAAGCAGCGGAGGGUGUUUAUUAAACAACUGGCAGAAGAAUGAAGAGAGGGAUUUGAAUGAUUUCUUCAGUGAAGUCCUGCCGUUAGGGCUCACAAACCUUUGCCAUGAAUGCAGUGGUUGGUUUGACCCAAACGAUCACUCAGAAAGGCCUGUCUUUUGUUGUAGGUCCCACCAAGUUUGGAAUUAAUUGUGGAGAAACAUAUUUAACGUGAAUAUGACGAACUCAGGGAAUAAGAGCCUAAAUUAGCUUCCUUCAACACGAUAAAUGUGGAGAUUAAUGUCAAUAGAUGAAGAUAAACGUGCAUUAGGAGAAGCAGGAUAAACCAAACUCUCCUGGGAUGAGUAUUACCUUAGUACUUCUAUGCCCGAAGAGCAUCGAGAUUUGUAGUGACAGGUAAUGCCUCCCACUCCAUCAGUCGAUGACGCCAGGGAAAGGCACGUUCUCUGGGAACACCUUCAAGACUGAGAUACACCUGCACAGAAGCAGCUGAAUAAGAGCCUGCACGCCCAAAUGCUUGUACAUAACCUAUUACAGCAAACAGUCGAGCGCCCUAGGAAUGCCUGGGCUCCAUCGGAGCAGGAAAACAUUUAAACAGCGUAAAUGAAACCGGUGAAAGGGGCCAUACUGGUAGUUCUUGAAACUGGACCUCUUUAAAGAGGCAUGAAUUGGGAAUGCAGGGGAAGAGAUGGUUUGUCUCUGAGGCUGCUAGCAAGGUGACAAUUCUGACAGCGUUUGUAAUGAGCCAAAAGUUCCUCAGAAGCCAGGAUAAUCCUGCCUGCAGGCUGUGGAAAAAAACCUAUAAUGACUUGCACUCGGUCCUGAUUAGCAUGUGGCCGCAGGGGAUGCUGCCUCCAGCUGCCUGGUUCCUUACCAGUUUUGGAGGGCUGAGGGACUAAACUGGACAAGUAGGGUCUGACCUUCUCUCCUCCUCCCCCUCCUCCUCCGUUGCUUUAUGCAGCCGAUACAGUAGAAAUGGAAACACAACUGUAUACAAAGAACACGUUAGACUGUCCCAAAAUCCUUAUAAAUUAUUUCACUGCUGUGCUGUUCCAAAUACCUGCACUAGGUGUUUUCCAAUCCAGGGAUUUACAUAUCCCGUUGUUCAGAGGUUGCAAACAUUUUUCCAUGAAUUUCAAAUGUGUCAAAUUGACCAAUUGCAUUGAUAUAAAUCAGAGCUUUUAAAAUUUUAAGUAGUGAGAGCUUGUUUCUUUUUACGUGAAUCAAUAUAUCAAUAUUAAUCAAAGCAUCAGUUAUAAUAAAGCUCUUUGCAUGGGUACGAGGGCUGCGUGUUAGCAAUAUGGUAUCCGAGCACACCUUAAACCCGAGCCUGUGCCGUGUAAAUUAAGAAAGGUUCAAAGUACUUCUAGGAAACCACGUAAAUGAGGUUCGUGUGAUCAGAACUGUGUUGGGAAAUAGCUAGUGCAUUAUAACACCACUUUGUAUCCUGACCUAGGUUUACAGAAUCACAGAAUGGUUUUGGUCGGAAAAGACCUUUAAGAUCAUCGAGUCCAACCAUCGAAUUACUUCUAAUGCUCAGAGUGCGACAAAAGCCUGAGCGCUGAGGAGACAGAAUGUACUGCAGUUAAAUCAUUGUGGAAUCAAUGUCACAUUACUCAGUUCUAAAAGCUAAGCUACUUCCCCGAUUCUUUUAAUCUCCUGGUAUUUACCAGGAUUUUAUAAACCAAACAUUCAGAUGGUUCUAGAGCACAGGACCAAAAGGAAGCCCUGAUGUGGGAGGUGUCCCUGCCCAUGGCAGGGGAGUUGGAACUGGAUGAUCUUUAAGAUCCCUUCCAUCUCAAACCAUUCUAUGAUUCUAUGUUGGAAUCGAAGGGAGAAAAAGAGAAAAGGAGGCUUGACUUCUUCUUUUCUCACCCUAUCCUACCUUGCUCUGCUUUUCUUUUCCUUCAAAAAACUAACCUAAAGGCAGGAGAGAGGAGGGGGAGGAGGAGAAUGUUUGGUAAAUAUUUAGCAGACCAAACUCCAAUUUCACUGGAAUACUCAUGUGAAUGAAUUCUCAGAAGUGCCUUUUGUAAUGAGAUAUUCCCGAGCCUUUCUGUACUGCACUGGUUUUCGCUGCUUCAGGACAAUUCAGGACAUCCCUUCCAAAAUGAAGGCAACGCAGGGAAGAGUCGCGCUGCUUACAAACCAUGUUGCUUUAUUGCUUCACUGUGUCGGCUCAGAAGCAGCGAGUUUAACAAAGCUACUAAAAUUAAGCAUAUAUACGUUAUCAGCCGUUAGUUGUCCUUUGUGCAUGCCUCUGUCUCCUUUGCAGUUUAGGCAUUUUAAAGAUACCAAAGCAUUUAAUGGUAUUGUACCAGUCAAAAGUCACUGGAUUUCUAAGCCUAAUUCAUACAACAGGUCUCACCAAUUAUUAUAUUCACUACUUUAUCUUGGUUUAAAUGUUUUCCACCCUUGUUUUAUGAAUCACUGUGAAAAUAAAGGCACAUAGAUAUUCAGGGUUGGGAAUUUUGGAAGAGGAGAGAUCCUGAGUUAAACUGAUGUGUAUUAAAUUCACACAGUUCAAGUGCUACUCGUGAAUUGAGAAUGAUUUAAAAGUCUACAUCACGGCACGUUCUCCAAUUACUACUUUAAAUGCAAGGAAAAUGGUGUUCUAUGAAUUCAGACUGAAAAAAAAGGAGAGGAAUGUAACAUAUCUGAUUUUAGCCAGGUUAUAUAUUGGGUAGAGCAGGGGACAGUCUGGAUCUGUCAAGAGUAAAAUCCUUUUGUUUACUUUCAGCAAAUGACAUCACCGUCUCUCAGGUUUUCCAUCAUUUUUACCUGUUAAGUCUGCUGUUCGGUGUCAGAUGCUGUCCUUUCAUGACAAAUUCCUUCUGUAUAAAUGAAAACAUGUAUAUGUUUGGGGUUUUUUUUCUAUUGAGUUUGUUUUGUUCUGGUGUAAUAUACGACAUCAUGUAAAACUGAAAGAUGAACCAACUUACGCAUUAUUUAUAAUGAAUGUAUAAAAAAGAAAGGAAAAAAUACU
This is a messenger RNA of Cuculus canorus (common cuckoo), 12971 nucleotides long. RefSeq names its product ninein (gene NIN). Bases 2787 to 9137 code for a protein of 2116 amino acids. Gene Ontology annotation, molecular function: calcium ion binding. Gene Ontology annotation, biological process: microtubule anchoring at centrosome; centrosome-templated microtubule nucleation; centrosome localization. NCBI's taxonomy places the organism in Eukaryota, Metazoa, Chordata, Aves, Cuculiformes, Cuculidae. The transcript has 30 exons. The record is from RefSeq and is a predicted model, not a curated record. Gene Ontology annotation, cellular component: centrosome; mitotic spindle pole; ciliary transition fiber.